AUGGAUUGGGACUCUGAUGAUCAGGCCCUGUCACCAUUUGAGCAACGCGAUCAGGAGGAACAGGCCGAGGCUUGGUACAACCAUCCUCUUCGCGUCCAAAAUCGGUUACUCCUGGAGGAGAACUUGCGCCUCAAAAAGCUUCUCCGGGAAAAUGGCAUAUCAUGGGAUCCUCGAUUAGUUCUUGAUCCUAAUGAUCCGACCCGCACUCGAGGCACGUGGACUUCUCGUAAAAGGACGCGAACUCGGUCAUCAAGAGGAUCCCAAUCACAACAGGAGGGAAAGAGAUCCCUCCCGACCCUCCCUAUGGAGAUUCAGCUUUACAUCCUCGAGUAUGCCAUGACGAGCAAGUAUCCUAUCAUCGAUCCGCUAUGCAAGCUGAACAAGGAAAACUUGACCGUCGCCGAGAAGACCCGCCCUAACCAGAUCGCCAUCGGUUUCCUCGCCACUUGCAAAGCUUUCUAUAUGGAAGGAACUCGCUUCUUGUGGAGCAAUAAUACUUUUGUGUUCACCAAUCACCAUGCUUUGCGGAAUUUUUCCAAUCUCGAUCUCAGCCACCGCCAGGGUAUCAAACACGUCAUUUUCCGGAUCAUUGCUCGCUAUUAUGACGACGAAGAGCGGCCACAUCUUGCUCCAUAUCCUUCUGCGGAGUAUGCUCAUGAAAAGAUGAUCAGCCUGAAGGUGAUUCCUCGCAUCAGGGAGCAAAAUCUUACGCGCAAGGGAUUCCGCAGCUACACUUGGGAUCAAGUCAUUGACUUCCUGGACGCUCUAAGGCCACCAUUCGACCCAAACCACCCCAAAGGCCAACCACGUCCUCGCUUGUUGCCCAACUUGGAGUGCUUGAGGAUUGAUUUUGUCAACUUUCCUGAAAACUAUCUUUCACCUCCUGGCGGACCCACCCUCCAUAACCUUGCCUCACACGACCUUGGUUGCACCUUAAAUGAACUUCAACUUACGGGCCUUCCAGAUUGUGCAUGGGGCUUGGAGAUGUCUGCGCAGUUGUCAAAAAUGAUCAAGGAUGACGGGUUGCUUCUGAAAGCAGACUCAACAUAUGUUUUCUCUGGCGGCCGGCUUCGCCUGAUGUCAGAACGCUCGAGGUGGAACCCGACCUGGUAUCCCAAGGUAGUUCGUGCAUGGAAGGUACUUGCAGAAGAGUACAUGCGUGCUAAGAAGAAGUCGGGAUCAACACCUUCUUCUGUUCGUCUUCAUCGCCAUGGCCAUGAUGUGCACGUUCAGAUGCCACCUGCUCCCAAAGAAGAAGGACAUCCAAAGUCAAUCUGGAGAGAACGGCGGACCCUGUUCAAGAGAGUACCUGUCAGACAAGACAGCGAUGAGCGUGUCUGGUGCGAAUUUGACCGUCUUAGUGGUGAACCCAUUGAUGCCGAGGAGUAUGAUUCGGAUUUGGACGAGUAUGAUGUGGAUAUUCUUGUCUGUCUUCACUGCGGCAUCAUGCACUCACCUUAUAGUGAUGACUGA
Thermochaetoides thermophila DSM 1495 is the source of this 1473-nucleotide messenger RNA. RefSeq lists its product as uncharacterized. Lineage: Eukaryota; Fungi; Ascomycota; Sordariomycetes; Sordariales; Chaetomiaceae. The transcript is spliced from 2 exons. The coding region runs from base 1 to 1473 and encodes 490 amino acids. The record is from RefSeq and is a predicted model, not a curated record.